Eruca vesicaria subsp. sativa (arugula) is the source of this 711-nucleotide messenger RNA. Lineage: Eukaryota; Viridiplantae; Streptophyta; Magnoliopsida; Brassicales; Brassicaceae. The record is from the annotation of a GenBank genome assembly.
AUGAAGUCUCUGGUUACAAUCCCAACCAAGAAGUUCAGGUUUCACAGGUUUGAACAGCUCAUGGGUUUGACUAACACAAACUCCGAAUUCCCCGAAAUCGUUGGUAAGGUUAUGGGCAGGUUACGGGCAGUUCUUCAUUCGAUGCUAUACUUAAAAAAUUCUCAGUUCAGCGAGGUGGACAGAGCAGAGUAUCAGUUCAUAAGGACAGCCUGCCAAGUUCAAUACGUUCGCUUAAGCUGUAUGGUUAUGUUCGGCCUCCUCUCCCAACCAGCAACUUCUGUUCUUCGCUGGCUCUUGCACCAAAAGGGACUCUGUGAUCCAUUAUACGAUUAUGAAGAUCAUUUUGACUCAGACCAUCACACCAGAGAAAACGCCAUAAACUACCGCCUUCAUCAUUGUCCUCACCACCAUCACCAACUUUGUCACGGUGUCAAAACGCAUAAUCAUCAUCGUAGGACACAAGAUACACGGACAACAUUAUCAUCAUGGGCAGUACAAAUACAUUAUGAAGAAGAAGACAUUUUGAAGAAGAAGUUUGAUCGUUACCACAGCGAGUCUCACUAUUACCAACAAGUGGACCGAGUUCAUAAAGAUUACAAGCACACGCAGCAUAGGCAAGGAGGCAAACAUGGGAUCGUCCUGCCACGUGAUUGCACGUGGAUAAGGCUUAUUGACAUGUGGGAAGAAGCAUAUUUUGUGUAUGAUAACUGA